AUGGAUCCCUUCCUAGCACUAUUCGCAGGCGACCCAACAACAAACUCCACCACCACUACCACCACAAUCGCAGACCUCACCCCUCCAACUGCUACCGGCUCCCCUCCCGAACCAGGAGGUCAGCGCUCCAGGUCGGGCUGCUUCACUUGCCGUCGCCGCAAGGUCAAGUGCGACGAGUUGAGGCCCAUCUGCGAAAAAUGUCAGAUUGGACAACGCGAGUGCACUUGGCCCCCAGAUGACCCAGUGCAACGCCGCAAGAACCGCCCUCGCAAGCCCCGUACUCACACUGUCUCGGAACCUCCCAAAAGGCGCUUCAAGCUCCCGUUCCACGCCCCCGAGACAUUCGUGUCGUCACUACCGACCACGGUUUCAUCUCUAAAGGGCAAGGAGCGGCAAGUUGAGCUCAUUCCGGACAUUCUCCGCGCCGAGAUGAUGAUGGACCCAUCAUUCCUCCAGCCAUAUUUCCCCUCUGUUGACGAGCGCCUCGUUAUCCGCCAUUAUUUGUCUCGCACCGUGCACAUUAUCCUCGCAUUCGAGGCGCCCCACAACCCUUGGAACCCAUGGCUCACCGUGCACGCGCCACUGGCGUUUACACAUUUACCUGGGGUAUCUCCAGCGGCAGACGCCCUUCGGACGGCAAUGCUCGCAGUGGGCGCCGUGCACUUGCGCUACGUCUCCAAUCCAGACGACCAGGAGGGUGCCUGGCGCAUCACCCGCACAACCCGGCCGCGCGUGCUCGAGCUCGUGCGCUGCGCACUAGAGAACCCUGACGGAACCCCAAAGAGCAUCGACAAGACUGAGGUCGAGCUUGUCCUCGCCGCGCUCCUGAGCUGCAUCAUUGCAAGCUCCCUCGCCGCCGACGAAGCAUGGCACUCGCUCAUCACACAAGUGCUGUCGCUGAUCAGCCGCAUGGGCGGCGCCCAGGCGCUCCUUGUCGACUCGCCUCGCGACCAUCUCUCGCCUUCGCGCUUCGUGUUCGAGCAGCUCGCUAUCCGCGACGUGUUCGGGUGCAUGACCACCGAGCUCGCGCCGUCGAUCCUACGUGAUGCUUUCACGCCUUGGUUCUUCGAGGCCGAGAGCUGGAGCAUGAACGAGAACGAGUGGGAGAGCAUAGAGCGCAUGUUUGGUAUGUCGCGCGGCAUGGUCGACCUCAUCUCUCGCGCAUGUACGCUCGUAUCGCGUGUUCGCGAGAAGGGUUACGUCCUCGCCGAGCACCACAACGCCGAGCCGCACGUCUCCUCUCUCCUCCUCCGUCUGCCACCACGCGCCACCGCUCGCCUCCCUCAGAACGGUAGCAUGGCCGAGAUCCAGUCGGGCGGAACCCUCACUACUGCCACAACUCCUGGCGGCACUGUGACGCUCACGAACGCGCCCACGACCAUGCUCACCGACAAGCAGGAGCUCGAGGAGCAGGCCAACGGCCUUCUCGCCGAGCUCAAGGUGUGGGACAAUGCGUGCAACUUUACGCCCUUCCACCCGCGCACGCAGUACGGCAACAUUGCAUACCGCCACGCGACCAAGAUCCGCCUGCACCGCGUCGUCUUUGGCGUCAGCUCAUCCGACCCACGCAUCGUGAGCGCGUCGCGCGCCAUCAUCGAGCUUGCCAAGGAGAUGCUCGCAAUGUACGGCCGCAUCGUGUGGCUGACCUGGCCGCUAGUCAUUGCCGGCUUCCACAUCCCGAAAGGCGACCCGAUGCGGCAGUCGGCUGUUGAGCUUUUGUCAGAGUUUGGUCCCCAUGCCUGUUUUGACAACCGGGCUGCGAGCCACAUGAUGGAGACAUUCUGGCGCUACCACGACAACGACCCCGAGGACCUGACCCCAUGGGAGGUUGCACAGCGCAUGAACUCACGCCCGUUCCUCGACUAG
This is a messenger RNA of Cutaneotrichosporon cavernicola, 1866 nucleotides long. RefSeq lists its product as uncharacterized. The coding region runs from base 1 to 1866 and encodes 621 amino acids. NCBI's taxonomy places the organism in Eukaryota, Fungi, Basidiomycota, Tremellomycetes, Trichosporonales, Trichosporonaceae. Gene Ontology annotation, molecular function: DNA-binding transcription factor activity, RNA polymerase II-specific; zinc ion binding; transcription cis-regulatory region binding. Gene Ontology annotation, biological process: positive regulation of transcription by RNA polymerase II. The record is from RefSeq and is a predicted model, not a curated record. Gene Ontology annotation, cellular component: nucleus. The transcript has 7 exons.